This is a messenger RNA of Teleopsis dalmanni, 306 nucleotides long. RefSeq names its product larval cuticle protein 65Ag1-like. The transcript is spliced from 2 exons. The record is from RefSeq and is a predicted model, not a curated record. NCBI's taxonomy places the organism in Eukaryota, Metazoa, Arthropoda, Insecta, Diptera, Diopsidae. Gene Ontology annotation, molecular function: structural constituent of chitin-based larval cuticle. Bases 1 to 306 code for a protein of 101 amino acids. Gene Ontology annotation, cellular component: chitin-based extracellular matrix.
AUGAAGUUCAUUAUCGUAUUCGUUGCUCUCUUCGCCUUCGCUUUGGCUGCACCAAAUCGCGAUGCCGAAACUUUGCGUUAUGACUCAAACGUCGAACCACACAACUACAAUUUCGCAGUUCAAACUAGCGAUGGCAAAUCUUUCCAAGAAGAAGGACAAUUGAAAAAUAUCGGUACUGAUGAUGAAGCCAUUUCUGUACAUGGAUCUUACUCAUACGUCGGUGACGAUGGUGUUACUUACCAAGUCAACUAUGUUGCUGACGAAAAUGGUUUCCAACCACAAGGAGCACAUAUUCCAGUUGCUUAA